GCUCGGGGGCUGCGGUUCUUCCGCACAAUGAUCUUUGCCAUUGAGGAGAUAAACAACAGCACAGAGCUGCUGCCCGGCAUCAAACUGGGAUAUCGUCUCUAUGAUUCCUGCGUAUCGGUUCCUGUCUCGGUGCAUGUUGCUUUUCAGCUGUCAAACGGUCAGGACCCUGUGGUUUACACAGGAGAUAAUUGUUCUCAGUCUGGAGUGGUGGUGGCUGCUGUGGGAGACUCUGGAUCCUCUCCAUCCAUCAGCAUGUCACACAUCAUGGGGCCCUUCAACAUUCCUCUGGUGAGCCACUUUGCCACUUGUGCCUGCCUUUCAGACAAACAACAGUUCCCGACUUUUUUCAGAACGAUUCCCAGUGACCAUUACCAAGCUGACGCACUGGCCAAACUGGUGAAACACUUUGGAUGGACGUGGAUAGGAGCCGUCCAUUCUGACUCAGAUUAUGGAAAUAAUGGCAUGGCGUCUUUCCUAGAAGCUGCACUGAGAGAGGGGAUCUGUGUGGAGUACAUUGAAUCCUUUUUUAGAACCAACCAACAGAGCAAGAUCAGAAGAGUUGCAGACGUUAUCCGUAGAUCCACAGCAGUGGUUGUGGUGGCAUUUACAGCCUCUGGUGAUAUGAAAGUCCUUCUAGAAGAACUGGCUCGGGAUCCUCCUCCACCUCGUCAGUGGAUCGGGAGUGAAUCUUGGGUAACAGAUCCACUCUUGAUGAGCUUCAGUUUCUGUGCAGGAGCCAUCGGAGUUGCCAUUCAGAAGUCUGUCAUCCCAGGUCUGAGAGAUUUCCUCCUGGAUCUCUCUCCCUCUGAAGUGGCUGCUUCCCCACUGCUGUCUGAGUUCUGGGAGGAUGCAUUCAACUGCAGCCUCACAACAACUGCUGAUCCAAACAAGAGAGGAUGUGACGGAACUGAAGAUAUUAAAACCCUAAAAAGCCCGUACACUGACACAUCUCAGUUAAGGAUUUCUAACCUUAUGUACAAGGCUGUUUAUGCAAUAGCACAUGCCAUUCACAGUGCAGUGUGUCAGAUAACAAAUACAGCCAUUCACUGUGACAAACACAUCAAACUAGAGCCAAAACAGGUUUUUAUUGAAUUGAAGAAAGUGAACUUCUCCAAGAAUGGCUACCAUGUCUCAUUUGAUGCUAAUGGAGACCCUGUGGCUUUUUAUGAACUUGUAAACUGGCAGAAACGUGGGAGUGGAGUUAUUGAACUGGUAACAGUGGGAUAUUAUGAUGCUUCACUGCCAAGAGGCCAGGAGUUUCUCAUUAACAGAAACUUAACCUGGUUGGAAGGGAGAAAAGAAGUUCCAGUAUCAGUUUGUUCAGAGAGUUGUCCUCCAGGAACUCGUAAAGUGUUGCAGAAAGGAAAACCAAUCUGCUGCUAUGACUGUAUACCAUGUCCUGAAGGAGAGAUCAGUAAUAUGACAGAUUCUCCUGAUUGCAUUCCAUGUCCAGAAGAGUUCUGGCCAAAUCCAAAGAGAGAUGCUUGUCUGCCCAAACCAGUAGAAUUUCUUUCCUUUGAUGAAGUUCUGUCAAUCAUCCUGGCUGUAUUUUCUGUUGGUGGAGCCUUUCUGGCCAUUAUUACAGGAAUGCUUUUCUUCCAUCACAGAACAACUCCAAUUGUCAGAGCCAACAACUCUGAGCUGAGCUUCCUGCUGCUCUUCUCUCUGACUCUGUGUUUCUUAUGUUCAUUAACUUUCAUUGGAGCCCCCUCUGAGUGGUCCUGCAUGCUGCGGCACACAGCUUUUGGCAUCACAUUUGUUCUCUGUAUCUCCUGUGUUCUUGGCAAAACUAUAGUGGUUCUAAUGGCCUUUAAAGCUACACUUCCUGGUAGUAAUGCUAUGAAAUGGUUUGGUCCUCCACAACAAAGAAUGACUGUUGUGUCUAUCACCUUUCUUCAGGUUGUUAUAUGUAUCAUUUGGUUGGUUGUGAGUCCUCCCUUCCCAGUGAAAAAUCUGACCACCUACAAGGAGAAGAUCAUCCUGGAAUGUGCGUUAGGCUCUGCUGUUGGUUUCUGGGCUGUGCUCGGCUACAUCGGCCUGCUGGCUGUGUUUUGCUUUGUGUUAGCUGUUCUAGCUCGGAAACUACCUGAUAAUUUCAACGAAGCCAAGAUGAUAACCUUCAGCAUGUUGAUAUUCUGUGCAGUCUGGAUCACCUUCAUCCCAGCUUAUGUCAGCUCUCCUGGGAAAUUUACUGUGGCUGUGGAGAUAUUUGCUAUUCUGGCCUCCAGUUUUGGACUGAUACUGUGUAUAUUUGCUCCAAAGUGUUUCAUCAUUUUGCUGCGGCCUGAAAAGAACACCAAAAAACAUUUAAUGAACAAGAAUUGAUGGUCAAUUGAUAGAAGAUUGGCAGCAAAGUGACAAAAAAGCUUAUUAUGAAUAAUCCUAAACAUUUUAAAGCGGUCAGAUGUAUUUAUAAAAAAAAAACUUUCAUAGUUUAACAUUAGAUAACAAUAUGCAGCAGCCUUUUAAUCAUUUUCCACUUAUACUGAUAUGAUUUUGUCAUUAAUAUUUUUUGCUUUCCCCCCAAAAAAACUUUAUUUUUCCUUUCCCCUAAAACAUAUUUCUGGUAAAAUACAUUUUGCCAUUGUAGAUUGUCAAACAUUUCUGGUAAUACACAUACUAAAACUUGAAAAACUACUCUGCUAUGAACAACUAUGUGUUCAUGUAAUUUUGGGGGAAAAAUUAUCACAUAUUGGAGAUUAGACAAACUUUAUCUUCUGAAUCUUUGCAAUUUGUUUUCUAUUAUUUUUAGCUGUUAAAUAAGCCAAUCAUAGUUCUCAUUGCUAUAAAUUAACUUUGGAAUUUUCUUGAGAUUGACAAUAAAUCAGUUCUAUUAUUAUAUUGUGAUCAUUUCUGGGGGAAAUCUGCUUUCUGUUUUGGCUUCUAAAAUAAAAUAAUAUUCUUUCAAUCUGACUUUUUUUUUUCUCCAGUUCAGUUUAGUUUAUUGCAUAAAAGUUUAUUUAUUUAUAACAACAUAAUCAUAUGUUUUCAUCACAUCAUCAUAUGUGAUGAAAACAUAUAAUCAUUGUGUUUCAAAAUAAAAUCUUUGUAAUUUUGCAAAGCUUUAUCUGACAACAUGCAGAUUAAUUGCAAUAGUGUACUUUAAUGUCACUUGGACACCACAUGUUCAUACUAAAUUAGAGACGAGACUUGACAAAUCAUUUAUUGUCAUUGUUUACUUUGUAAUUGUUUCACUAAAAAAAUAAGCGUGAUGAAAACAUGUGAUUACGUUGUUAUAAAUAAACUUUUCUGCAAUCCUGGCAAUAGCUUCUAAAUGUUGUAAAAAUCGAAAAUCAGCUAAUUUGGGAGAAGAUCGAAACUGAUGGAACAGUACAUGAUAAAAACAGAUUUAGUUGGUGUUGAUGUCAAAAUGAAGAGCUGCAUUAUCCUCAGGUUUGUCCAUAAUUGUUGGGCUUUCAGGUGGAUUAGAAACGACUGAUGUGUAACAUAUGUCUAGCAAGUUGAUGAAAUUCUGUUCCUGUUUUUUCUCACCCGUAUAUCCAGUAACUAUGUAUCACACUCUGUCUGUUU
Molecule: messenger RNA, 3531 nt
Organism: Gambusia affinis (western mosquitofish)
Lineage: Eukaryota; Metazoa; Chordata; Actinopteri; Cyprinodontiformes; Poeciliidae
Product: extracellular calcium-sensing receptor-like
Exons: 7
Coding region: 28-2325 (765 amino acids)
Biological process (GO): G protein-coupled receptor signaling pathway
Cellular component (GO): membrane
Molecular function (GO): G protein-coupled receptor activity
Source: RefSeq, a predicted model, not a curated record